AUGGCGGGCGGCAAGACGCACACGCACAAGGCCUUCCUGCUCUGCAACUACGCGCUGCUCGGCGCCGCCUCCAGCUGCAUCUUCCUCACGCUGUCACUCCGCCUCCUGCCCACGCCCUGCGGCCUGCUCCUCGUCUUCCUCCACGCCCUCACCGCCGUCUUCUCCGCCGCCGGCUGCUCCGGCUCCUUCACCGCCGGCCCGGCGCCCUGGCACACGGCCCACACCGCGGGCGCCGCGCUCACGGCCAUCUUCCAGGGCGCCGUCGCGCUGCUCGCCUUCACCCGCACCGCCGACUUCCUCGCCGAGCUGCAGUCCUACGUCCGCGACGACGACGGCGCCGUCAUCCUCAAGAUGGUCGGCGGCCUCGGCACCGCCAUCUUCGUCCUCGAGUGGGCCGCCCUCGCGCUCGCAUUCUCCCUGCGGCUCGAUGACGAUGCCGAGGAUUACAGCGGGGACGACGACCUCCGACGCGCCAAGAACUGGGCCGACUCAUACCAUGUCUGA
Messenger RNA from Lolium rigidum, 504 nucleotides. RefSeq lists its product as uncharacterized. The transcript has a single exon. The record is from RefSeq and is a predicted model, not a curated record. NCBI's taxonomy places the organism in Eukaryota, Viridiplantae, Streptophyta, Magnoliopsida, Poales, Poaceae. The coding region runs from base 1 to 504 and encodes 167 amino acids.